Molecule: messenger RNA, 1542 nt
Organism: Vigna umbellata (rice bean)
Lineage: Eukaryota; Viridiplantae; Streptophyta; Magnoliopsida; Fabales; Fabaceae
Product: myb-like transcription factor family protein
Biological process (GO): response to gibberellin; response to ethylene
Molecular function (GO): DNA binding
Source: RefSeq, a predicted model, not a curated record
UGGUCAUCUCUCUUUCUCUCCCAUCUGCGAAAGCCGAGGGAGACCGUAACAAAAAACAUUACAUAACCCAAAACAAACACAUCACAAUACCUAUUCCCUCUUACCACACCUAAAUAACCUUAAAACUCCCAUUUCAUGUCUCGGAUCCCGUGAUUCGGAUCCCCCAAGACCCGCUCCCACAAUCUCGUACUUUCCUUUCGGCCGAUCCGGUUGGGAACGCGCCAUGACCCGACGUUGCUCCCAUUGCAGCCACAAUGGGCACAAUUCCAGGACCUGCCCCAAUCGUGGAGUUAAGCUGUUCGGAGUCCGAUUAACCGACGGGUCGAUCCGGAAGAGUGCUAGUAUGGGUAAUCUCACCCAUUAUGCUGGUUCCGGGUCCGGACCUCUCCAUGCGGGGUCAAACAAUCCGGGUUCUCCUGGUGAAACCCCCGAUCACGCUACCGCGGCCGAUGGUUACGCCUCCGAGGACUUUGUUCCCGGUUCUUCUUCGAGCUCCCGUGAAAGAAAGAAGGGUGUUCCGUGGACUGAGGAGGAACAUAGAAUGUUUUUACUCGGAUUGCAGAAGCUGGGCAAAGGUGAUUGGCGUGGAAUUGCAAGGAACUAUGUUAUAUCAAGGACACCUACUCAAGUGGCUAGUCAUGCACAAAAGUAUUUCAUCAGGCAAAGCAAUGUGUCCAGGCGGAAAAGACGGUCCAGCUUGUUUGAUAUUGUUGCAGAUGAAGCAGCUGACACUGCAAUGGUACAGCAAGACUUCUUGUCAGCUAAUCAGUUACCGGUUGAAACAGAAGGCAAUAACUCCUUGCCUGCGCCUCCUCCCCUCGACGAAGAGUGUGAAUCCAUGGAUUCCACAAACUCAAAUGAUGGAGAACCUGCCCCAUCAAAGCCUGAAAACACACAAUCAUCUUAUCCAGUUUUAUAUCCUGCAUACUAUUCUCCAGUGUUCCCAUUUCCUCUGCCCUAUUGGUCAGGAUACAAUCCAGAGCCCGCCAAGAUGGAGACGCAUGAAGUGCUGAAGCCAACUGCAGUACAUUCUAAAAGCCCAAUCAAUGUUGAUGAACUGGUUGGCAUCUCAAAACUGAGUCUAGGGGAGUCUAUUGGUGAUUCAGGCCCCUCCUCCCUGUCUCUUAAACUUCUUGAAGAAGGACCCUCGAGACAGUCAGCUUUCCAUGCAACACCAACAUGUGGUAGUUCAAAUAUGAAUGGCAGUGCCAUCCAUGCAGUUUAAGGGUGUUCCUCGUCUUCCGAGGAAAGGAUUGUUAUGUAAGCAUUACCGUUCAAUGCCGGCCUCAUGAAUGUGGUCUUGUGUUCAUCAUACAUCUGUUUGUGGGGUAACUUAAAUAAUUUUUUCUUUGUCCAUUCACAAUGAUUAACCUAGUUUCUUUAUUUGCUGAUAGGCAGGUCUAGGAGUUACUUGGGUUCUAAACUAAAACUUUGUGUUUGUUUAGUGAUUUCAUUUGUCAGGGUUAUGUAAAGUUAAGGUUUGAUUGUGCAGUUUGACAAUGUACCAAGUUGUGCUAAAUGUUUUCAAGUGCUGGAUUAGAA